CAUUCCCCAUGGCAGCUCUCCCUCUGGCAGCUCUCCCUCAGGCAGCUCCCCCUCUGGAAGCUCUCCAGCCCACUCCGGCAAACCCUCUCAGCCCGAACCCUCCAGCUCCGAGCCCUCCGGCGAAUCCCCCGUCUCCCCCGGCGGCAACGGUGCUGGUUCCGAGUCCGAGCAGCCCAGUGGUGUUUCUCCCGAGAACCCUGCCUAUACGGGUGCUGCUGGUAAGACCCAGCCUGCUGUUGGUGUUCUGGUUGGUCUUGUUGGACUUAUGGCUUUCUUCUAA
Aspergillus ruber CBS 135680 is the source of this 280-nucleotide messenger RNA. RefSeq lists its product as uncharacterized. Lineage: Eukaryota; Fungi; Ascomycota; Eurotiomycetes; Eurotiales; Aspergillaceae. The transcript has a single exon. The annotation marks the transcript as partial. The record is from RefSeq and is a predicted model, not a curated record.